ACUCUGUUUCCUCGAACAGCACUGGAGAGAGAUGGAUUCGAGAGUGCAGACCCCUGGUUUCACUGCUUUGUCGCCGAAGACCCCGGUGUCGGAUUGGUGGGGUACAUGCUCUUUUACUACACAUAUUCCACUUGGGAUGGUCGACAGGCUUACUUAGAAGACUUGUACAUCAAGCCUUCGUAUCGUAAAAGUGGUGUUGCCAGUCGCAUGCUCAAGAGUUUGGCUCAGCAUAAACGCUCCAUAAUUUUAUCCGGGGUCUCGAUCCCUCAGGAGUUGCUGGCCCGCGGCUGCAGCCGCCUCAAUUUCUCCGUUCUCAACUGGAACGAAACUGCCAUCGACUUCUACGUGAAGAGGGGGGCGGUGGACCUGACGCGGGACGAGGCCUGGCACGUGUUUCGCUUCCGGAAACCCAAUUUAGAGGAGCUUGCUUCUAAGGAG
This is a messenger RNA of Darwinula stevensoni, 438 nucleotides long. The record is from the annotation of a GenBank genome assembly. Lineage: Eukaryota; Metazoa; Arthropoda; Ostracoda; Podocopida; Darwinulidae.